This is a messenger RNA of Dovyalis caffra, 474 nucleotides long. NCBI's taxonomy places the organism in Eukaryota, Viridiplantae, Streptophyta, Magnoliopsida, Malpighiales, Salicaceae. The record is from the annotation of a GenBank genome assembly.
AUGGAUACAUGUGAAAGAAUCACCAUAUCGUUUGUUCUCUUGUUUAUUAUUCUUCCUUCUCAAAUUCAUUCAGUGGCUGGAGAUGGAGAUCAACAAUCAGGUUCAAGGGAGAUGCAAGAGAACCGACCAUAUCUUACCAAGAUAGCAACAGAUACCAUCUCUUUGUUGAAGGAGUCUCAUAGUAAUUAUUGGGACAAAGUCAAAACCAUCAUCCAUGAUCUGCAGUUACAGUUCUUUCCUCCCAAUUUAGAUUUUAGAAGUGCUGUUGAAGAGAGUACUAGGAGCGAAAAUGGUGGAGGUGAAAAGAUUAAAAAGGCGGUGGGGAAAUGUCUUGAGACAGGCAUAAAAACAGCUGAAAAAUCAGCUGAAUCGGCUGCAGAAGUGAUGGGAGAAGCAAUGCAUGGAGCAGCGGAGAAGGUGAAGAAUAAACUAUCUAAUACGAAUGGCCAAGAGAGUAUUCAUGAUGAACUUUAA